Thyridium curvatum is the source of this 1518-nucleotide messenger RNA. RefSeq lists its product as uncharacterized. Gene Ontology annotation, molecular function: tRNA (uridine) methyltransferase activity. Lineage: Eukaryota; Fungi; Ascomycota; Sordariomycetes; Thyridiales; Thyridiaceae. The coding region runs from base 1 to 1518 and encodes 505 amino acids. The transcript has a single exon. The record is from RefSeq and is a predicted model, not a curated record. Gene Ontology annotation, biological process: tRNA methylation.
AUGACUCUUACCCCAGAGGCCUUUGCCCAGGACGCAGCACCACUCAUACGUCAGACCAACGACCAGAGUGCCCUCUUUUCUCCAAUAUGCCGUCAUGGCUGUGCCUUCGACCCGGCCAUCUUCAAGAAGGUCAUGCUGAACCUGAUUCAGAACCCAAACCUCCUGUCAAACUGGCUGUUCAGGGCGGACCUGAUCGCCGAGCACGAAGGCUGCGACGAUGAGGUUGUGCUUGAGGGCGUCCCGGAGUCUGAAGGGCUGCGGCCGGUCAUUCCGCAGAUCGACGGUUUCCAGCGUGGCAGGGUCAUCGUCCGGCGGCUCAUCCCAAGGAACGCCAAGCGAGACAGGCCCCUACUCCAAACGUGUAUCUUCUACAACGACACUUCGGUCUUGGCGGAUGCGGCACCCCAAAAGACGCUCGUUGUUUACUUGCCGCACAUCGCUACCGUGGAAGAGAUUCCCUUCUACCACCCCAAAGUGCGAGGCCUGGGCUACCUGCACGAGUGGAAUCCGGCCGAGAGCAAGGGCACCGUUUCCAUCCACUACCGCUUCCUGAGUGACGAGGACAGGAUAGCAAGGCCCGUCAAGCUGGAGCGGACCGCGCUCAUGAUGAUCAGUGUCAUCCACAAGCACGGCGAGGGCAAGCGCACUGGCUAUGUCAAACGGGUCCAUCAUGACCAGCUGGUGCCUCAAGCGACUGUCCAGGACUGCUAUCACGAUCUCAAGGACCGCUAUGCUAGAGAUCUGCUUGGCAGUUGGAGAGAGAAUACCGACCCGGGGAAGCAUGUGUUUGAAGAUCUGUCUAUUGCCGCAUUCCUCAUUGAGCUGUGGAGAGAAAUGUACAAGGACCAGCCGUUUCCGGGGUUCGUGGACAUUGGCUGUGGCAACGGGCUGCUGACCUACCUUUUGAACAAGGAGGGUUACAAAGGCUGGGGAUUCGAUGCAAGGGCGCGUAAAUCCUGGGACAUUUACAACGACGUCGUUGUCGAUGCCGAUGGCAAGAAGUCUAGCACCCUGCAAGAGCGUGUCCUCCUGCCCUCGAUCGUUGCGAUGCCUGCCACGGAAGAAAGCGACAAGGAAUGUGUUGACAACGAAAGAUUCCAGGAUGGUCGAUUCCCCAAAGGCACGUUCAUCGUCUCCAAUCAUGCUGACGAGCUCACACCCUGGACACCGAUUCUCGGCGCCAUAUCGGACUGCCCGUGGAUCUCCAUACCGUGCUGCAGCCACAAUCUGACUGGCGCCAAGUUCAGAGCUGCUCCGCCAAAGGACAAGUCCAAAGGAGGUUCCGCGUAUGCGUCCCUCACGGAAUGGGUGGCGGACAUUGCCGCUGACUGCGGGUGGGUAGUCGAGCGGGAGAUGCUGAGGAUACCAAGCACGAGGAACGCGGCUCUCGUUGGCCGGAAGCGAACACAACCUGUCGAGUCUGUCGACAUUGACGAGAUCAUAUUGAAGUACGGGGGAACUCAAGGCUACUUCGAGAACGCCAUGAAACUUGUCAAGACCGGGCCCCGCUCCCAUUGA